AUGUCUCAACAACAACAAAUGUUAUUAGGAGGACGAGAGGAUCACGAUGAAUACCAUGAAGAGCCUCACCAUCACCACCGAUCAUCAUCGGAUCAAACACAAAAGUAUUCAUCAAUGGCCUACAUGAUGGAAAAUAGUCUUGUUUCCUUGUUGUUGGCUCUUUUUUUCUUUCUGAUUGGUGUUUUAAAUCUUGUACAAUACACGAUCAUGUUUUCAACUUCUGUUUUUCCAUUAACUACAGUAGACGAUCAAUUAGUACUUGCGUAUUACAUUACGGAUAUGAUCUUUUAUGCUUCCAUGGUAGUGAUGAGCGUUUUAUUGGUGUUUUCAACAAUUGCUGCUGCUCAACGACGAUGGAAAAUUCAUCUCUUCCUUGUCUUGUUGUAUAGCAUUGUAUUUGUGAUGGGAAUGUUUCUAGCAAUCGGAAGUAUGUCUCUUUCGAUUGUAGUGGCUGCAAGAAAAGGACAAGUUGGUUUUGCAAUCAUUAGAAGCAUGUUAUUAGCCAUCAUGUUUUGCAUGUUUUGUGCCAUUGUCAAUUGCAUGUUCUUGCCUGUCAAGUUCAGACAAUCAAGGAGAGAAAUUAGAGAAGCUCAUGACUAUUCCAUGUUGUAA
This is a messenger RNA of Naegleria lovaniensis, 612 nucleotides long. RefSeq lists its product as uncharacterized. NCBI's taxonomy places the organism in Eukaryota, Heterolobosea, Eutetramitea, Acrasida, Naegleriidae. Bases 1 to 612 code for a protein of 203 amino acids. The record is from RefSeq and is a predicted model, not a curated record. The transcript has a single exon.